Molecule: messenger RNA, 5554 nt
Organism: Diceros bicornis minor
Lineage: Eukaryota; Metazoa; Chordata; Mammalia; Perissodactyla; Rhinocerotidae
Gene: FOXJ3
Product: forkhead box J3
Exons: 13
Coding region: 542-2401 (619 amino acids)
Biological process (GO): regulation of transcription by RNA polymerase II
Cellular component (GO): nucleus
Molecular function (GO): RNA polymerase II cis-regulatory region sequence-specific DNA binding; DNA-binding transcription factor activity, RNA polymerase II-specific
Source: RefSeq, a predicted model, not a curated record
GGCCUGCGUUCCCACCCAUCCUGUCGCCGUGUCCUCUGCCGGUGUUAGGGCAGAGGCAGCCGUUCCAUGCGGACGUGUUGCUGUGCUGUGUGUUGCAUCCUGCCCACGUGGUAGGGUGUCUCUCCCCCACCCCCUCCAUUUUUGCAGCUGGUGAGGAGGGAGGUCCGCGGGUGGUUUUCCUCUGUGAUUUCCUCCGGCUGGCGUGGAAGGCGUCGGGGUCAGUUUGCCUUGCUGAGGCCGGCGGUGGUUAGCUGGAGGAAGCAGGAGUUGUGCUCUCUGCAAUCGAGGCCAGUAGGAGACAUAACAGGGCUUCUUCACUGACGCCUUUCCUUCUCUGGAGCUGCUCUUGUGCUGUUCUCUUCUGCGUAGUCCUACGGAGAGAAUAAGCUCUAGCUGCUGCAGCGUCGAGGGGUAUGGUUUUCACUUCUCCGUUUUGCUUUUUGUGUGUGUAGUCGGCGAAAGUUGUUCUUUUCUGUGUUGUGCAGUCCACGUCUCUGUUGUUCCUGGUUGGACUCCCGAAUGAGAUUCUCUUUGUGGCCAGAUGGGUUUGUAUGGACAGGCUUGUCCAUCUGUAACUUCAUUAAGGAUGACAUCUGAACUGGAGAGCAGCUUAACAUCUAUGGACUGGUUACCACAGCUCACGAUGAGAGCAGCCAUCCAAAAAUCUGAUGCUACUCAAAAUGCACAUGGAACAGGAAUUUCCAAGAAGAGUGCACUCCUUGACCCAAAUACAACCCUGGACCAGGAAGAAGUCCAACAGCACAAAGAUGGGAAACCUCCAUACAGUUAUGCCAGCCUCAUUACAUUUGCAAUUAAUAGCUCACCCAAAAAGAAAAUGACUCUAAGUGAGAUUUACCAGUGGAUUUGUGAUAACUUCCCAUAUUAUAGAGAGGCUGGCAGUGGUUGGAAGAAUUCCAUACGACAUAAUCUGUCACUGAACAAAUGUUUCCUUAAAGUGCCUCGAUCCAAGGAUGACCCUGGAAAGGGGUCCUAUUGGGCAAUAGACACCAAUCCGAAGGAAGAUGCGCUGCCUACUCGGCCAAAGAAGAGAGCACGAUCUGUAGAACGGGCCUCAACUCCAUAUAGCAUAGAUUCAGAUUCUUUGGGAAUGGAGUGUAUUAUUUCGGGAAGUGCUUCUCCAACUCUGGCAAUCAACACUGUGACUAACAAAGUAACGUUGUACAACACUGAUCAGGAUGGUAGUGAUAGCCCACGCAGUAGCCUUAACAACAGUCUCUCAGACCAGAGUUUGGCAUCUGUUAAUUUGAACAGUGUUGGAAGUGUGCAUAGUUAUACACCAGUGACAAACCAUCCAGAACCAGUCUCUCAGUCAUUAACUCCUCAACAGCAGCCACAGUACAACCUUCCAGAACGAGACAAACAACUUCUUUUCUCAGAAUAUAAUUUUGAAGAUCUCAGUGCCUCAUUUCGGAGCCUUUAUAAGUCAGUUUUUGAGCAGUCACUUAGUCAACAAGGUUUGAUGAACAUCCCUUCUGAAUCUUCCCAGCAGUCCCACACUUCGUGUUCUUAUCAGCAGUCUCCUAGCAGUACAGUGAGCUCUCACCCACACAGCAACCAAAGCAGCCUGUCCAACAGUCAUGGCAGUGGCCUCAACACCACGGGCAGUAAUUCGGUUGCGCAAGUCUCGCUGUCCCAUCCCCAGAUGCACACACAGCCGUCUCCACAUCCGCCCCAUCGACCUCAUGGUUUACCGCAGCGUCCUCAGCACCCAGCACCGCACCCACAGCAACACAGCCAGCUCCAAUCCCCUCACCCCCAGCACCCCUCUCCACAUCAACACAUACAGCACCAUCCAAACCAUCAGCAUCAGACGUUAACACAUCAGGCGCCCCCACCCCCACAACAGGUAUCCUGUAAUUCUGGUGUUUCAAAUGAUUGGUAUGCAACACUUGAUAUGCUAAAAGAAAGCUGUCGAAUUGCCAGCAGUGUUAAUUGGUCAGAUGUAGACCUUUCACAGUUCCAAGGUUUGAUGGAGAGUAUGAGACAGGCAGAUCUCAAGAACUGGUCUUUAGAUCAGGUUCAAUUUGCUGAUCUCUGUUCUUCUCUUAAUCAAUUCUUUACACAAACUGGCCUUAUCCACUCACAGAGUAACGUUCAGCAGAGUGUCUGUCACGGUGCCAUGCAUCCAACAAAACCUUCCCAACACAUUGGGGCAGGAAAUUUGUACAUAGACUCCAGGCAAAAUCUCCCUCCUUCAGUGAUGCCGCCCCCUGGUUAUCCUCAUAUUCCACAGGCACUCAGCACUCCAGGAACAACGAUUGCAGGCCAUCACGGAGCCAUGAGCCAGCAGCACAUGAUGCCUUCCCAAGCCUUCCAGAUACGGCGCUCUCUGCCUCCAGAUGACAUCCAGGAUGACUUUGAUUGGGAUUCCAUUGUGUAGAGCUUGUCUCUGCAAGGCACGGCCCCAGCGUCACCUGUGUGUGCAGUGAAGGGAAAGGUUUAAGAGAAUCCAGUUGAGAAAACAAAGUUGCUAAUCACUUUACCAAUGUUAUCAACAUUUCUUUUGAAGACAAUCAGAAAGAUUUUAGCUGGAUAACUUACUGCUUUUAUCUGACCCGAAUAAGUACUACGUUUGUCUCGCUGCCAGCUGCCCUCUGUAGCUCCUAACUGUUGUGUGAUUUGGACGGCUUUUGCAUAUUUGUGUCAGUUUGAUGUUGACCACAAGUGCCAGACUGAUUUUUCAGACAGAGCCUAUUUUGCUGCAAGCAGUUUAUAGAUACAUAUGUGUAAAUAUAUGUACAAAAAUUACUGGAAGGCUUCGAUUUUUUUCUAAUUGGAUUAUACGUCUUGAAAAGAAAGUUACUGUGAGUUUUUAUUCCUUAUUAGGCUGUUUUCUGCAGAAUGCUUUUAAACUGAUGUAGGCAACUGAAAGGAAAUAGAUUUUUUCAAAGCCCAGUUCCCCUUAUUUAAUCUUUUUCAGAAAUGUGGUUAUUGAGUUCUACUCAGUAAGUCAAAGAACCCAGAGUUUGAUGCCCUCCAAACAGUCCGAAGGGGCAUGUUGUUCCUGAGCAGCAUAAAGAACUGACCAAAUUUGUUUUGAUGCUUAGGGGAUUAUAGAGUUUAUGUUGUACCUUGUCAAUAUGUGUUUUCCUAAAUCUGCAUUAUAACAGUUCUAAGAUUUAUUUGAUCAAUUAGAAGCUGGGCAUUGCAUGGAUCUUUAAACAAAUCAAUGCCUCCGUAUUCACUUAUGUAUUUAUUAUUCAAAAGUGUUAUUUUAAUAUUUAUUGCCACCUUCUGUGAAUGCUCAGCUCUUGUUGGGUUCAUUAAGGAGAAAUGUGGUGUCUGAAAGCAUAGAAUUAUUUUUCUUGAUAAGAGUUUACAGAUAAGACAAUCAGAGAGAGAUUGUGUCAUUCUCUUUAUCAUCACUUCUUUUACCAUGUGAGUAUGUUUCUGUAUCUUAGCAUUCUUGUUGAUUGAGACUUACUAGCUAAAUAGGAUUUUUCUGGAAUUUGCAUCAGAGUUCAUUUGGGCAACAGAACAGCAGGACAGUGUUUAUAAAGCAAGUUUCCACACUCAUUAUCUUUCCAUUUAGGAGAUGCUGAAAGGAGGAUGGAGCCACACACAGAUUUUAUAUGCCACAGUCUUUGGUGCAAUUAUUGUGAAGUAGCCUGCUGUUUCUGUUGUCCUGUGUGUCUGUGUAUGCAUGACAUUUGGUUACUUUCUUUGAAAUGCAGCCUGCCUCUUAGGGGUUUUUAUUAGUUUUCUGUUUUGCUUCACGUUGUAUCACAGUUACUUUGCAUGGAUUGAUUGUCUUAGUUUUAUAAUAAAACUAAAAGAAAUUAGAUUUUUUUUAAAUGAAUAGUGUUUUUUUUUUGUGUGUGUGAGAAAGAUUAGUCCUGAGGUAACAUCCGAUGCCAAUCCUCCUCUUUUUGCUGAGGAAGAUUGGCCCUGGGCUAACAUCCAUGUCCAUCUUCCUCCGCUUUACAUGGGACGCCACGACAGCAUGGCUUGACAAGUGGUGUGUCGGUGUGCGCCCAGGAUCCAAACCUGCGAACCUCAGGCCACAGAAGCGGAGUGCGCGCAUGUAACUGCUGUGCCACCAGGCCGGCCCUGAAUGACUAGAUUUUGAAUUGGUUCUUUAGACCAAAAAAAAGCAGAAUUUCUUUCAGUUCUUAUGGGGAAAUGAUAUGUUCUAUCAAAUCAAGUGGUAGUAACUGCUAGGGUUUCUUUUUAGCUUCUCGGAUCUCUCUCAGCUAUGCAUAAAUCCUUUAAUUAGCCUUAGUGAUUCUGUGGUUUAGUAACCUCUACUUGAAUGAAACAAACAUCUUUGUUUCUGUGUGUAUGUAUGUGAGAGUGUUUGUGAAUGUGUGUGGGUGUUACUUUUAAUGGAGUGUUGCCUUGAAUGAAUCACUGGGAAGCCAGCCAUGGUAAAGGUUUGUGAGGUUGGGGAGAAAGGAGGGCUUUAUGUUCCUGUUGUUUGGACUCUGCUUGGUGUGAAAAAGGAGGCUCAGUUCUAGCCCCUUGGAUUGGUGAAAAUCAGAUGAUUCUGGAAAGGCAGCCAACAGACCUCUCUUAGAUUGAUCAGAGGCAAGAUGAAAUAGCAGCCUGCAGAGUAAAAGCUUAAAAAGGGGGUUGGGGGGUGAUUUUCAAUAGUCUGCUCAAGUCACUGUUUUCUAGACACCAAAAUAGCUGUUUUGAAACUUUAAAUUGCUUGGGUAGCAAUGUGCACUUUAAACAAUUUGGGUAUUAGAAUGCAGUCUCUUAUAUUGAGUGAUUAGGGUAGAAAUCACUAACGAAGAUUUUACAAAUUGUGUGAAGCAGUUUUCCCAUUUGGCAAUCACUUACUGAUUUGCAGUGAUCAGUAUUUUUAUGAGAAUUUAAACUUACCAAGAAUGGCCAUGGAGGAUGAGCCAUGGGUCUAACCCAGACCCAUCUCGCUCUUGUGAUUCUGGUGGCCUGGGAGCCCAGGACAGGCCGCCUCAGUGGGCUCCCGCCAGACAGGGCUGCCUGGUGAGGGCAGAGGAUCCCUCUAGUGGCCAUUUCAGUUGGUAGUUGUUAAUGCAGAGCAAGUUCUGUCGUGGGCUUAAAUUGACUGAAGACUUUUGGGGAAAAUAAUAAUAAAUGCAUAUAAUCAAAAGGGGUACUCUGUCCAGGAGAAUAAUCCGACUGGCAUUUGUGGCAGUUUUUGAAAUGUAAAUGUAUUCAUGUGUGUUCUUGUAAAUACAUGUCUCUCAGAUGUCCUUUGAAGUGGGAGGGAAUCAAUCCGGGGAUUAUUUCAAAUGGAAUAGAGUAUUUUGAUAUUGUUCAUUCAGAGGGUGAUAUGUACAUAUCUAUAUUGUAUAUAUGUGAUGAAAAUGCAUUGGCUUUUUGUGCAAACAAUCUGCUCUCUGUACUGCUGUUGGACAGUCAGUGUUUUAAUGUUUCUACAGUUUUGCUAUUGCACGGUUUCAUAUUUUGCCUCUAUGAUGAACGGCACCCAUUCUUUGUAACUGUUUAGUGCUGUAAAGAAAUAUUCCCAGUGUCAUUGGGAUUGUUGCUGCCAGAACUGAUAUGCAUGAAUGGCACUUAAAAUAAAUAUAUUAUGUUAACUCUA